Molecule: messenger RNA, 987 nt
Organism: Insectozyma verbasci
Lineage: Eukaryota; Fungi; Ascomycota; Pichiomycetes; Serinales; Debaryomycetaceae
Source: the annotation of a GenBank genome assembly
AUGUUUUAUAAUUUUAUAUUAACCAUCUUUUUAUUAAUCACUUUUGGAUUUGCUGAUAAAGCACCAAAAAUUAAAAGUAAUCCAAAAGAUGUUGUUGCAAUUGCUGAUUUCCCAUUUGGUGGAGAUAAUGACAUUAAAGGAAAUGUUGUGUUUAGUGCAAAACAAGGAAAACAUAUUCAAGUUCAUGUGGAUAUGGUUGGUUUCCCAAAUGAAGGUGGUCCUUUUGUUUAUCAUAUUCAUGAACAUUCAGUUCCUGAAAAUGGAAAUUGUGAAGCUGUAGGAUUACAUUUAAAUCCAUUCAUGGCACCAGAAAAUUGUACUAGUGAAAAAUCUGAUGCAUAUUGUCAAAUUGGUGAUUUAUCAGGAAAACAUGGAGCUAUUAAUUCAACAUGUUUUGAAUUAAAAUAUACUGAUCCUUAUUUAUCUUUAAAUCCAAAAUCAAAAUCUUAUAUUGGAAAUAAAGCUGUUGUUUUCCAUUUUGCAAAUUUAACUAAAAUUGCUUGUGCUGAUAUUGAAAUUGCAAAUGAUUUAAGAUUACAAAGUUUAAUUGAAGAAUAUAUUCAAACUGAUGAUAAAUUACAAUUAAAAGAAUUAAGAACACCAUUGGAACCAAAUUAUAAAUUUAAUCAAAUUGAAGCAUUAAGUAUGGAAAUGUAUGAAAGUGAUGAAGACGAAGUAACUAAAGAAGAUGAUGAAAGUGGUGGUUUCCAAACAAAGAAACAACAAGUAUUAUUAGCUCCAAAGCAAUUAUUAAACAAGACAAAGAAUAAAAUUGAUGAUUCUGAUUUAAAAGAUAUGGCAAAAAAAUAUAAAUUUGGUAAAAAUUGGAGAAAACAUGGAAAUGAUAAAAAUCAAUUGAAAAAUAUUUCAAAUGUUACAAUUCAUGGUAUUUCAUCAGAUUGUGAAAAUAAAGUUGGUAAAAUCUUAAAUUCAAAAUUUGAUUCAUUUAUAUUUAGUUUAUUAACUGCUAUAACUUUAUUUAUUUAA